Alnus glutinosa is the source of this 1565-nucleotide messenger RNA. RefSeq names its product 3-isopropylmalate dehydrogenase 2, chloroplastic-like. Bases 102 to 1322 code for a protein of 406 amino acids. Gene Ontology annotation, biological process: L-leucine biosynthetic process. The record is from RefSeq and is a predicted model, not a curated record. The transcript is spliced from 11 exons. Gene Ontology annotation, molecular function: NAD binding; magnesium ion binding; 3-isopropylmalate dehydrogenase activity. NCBI's taxonomy places the organism in Eukaryota, Viridiplantae, Streptophyta, Magnoliopsida, Fagales, Betulaceae.
UCCUUUUUAUAGCUUCGCAAGAGCAGGCUAGAGCUUUUCCUUCAAAAAAAAAAAAAAAAAAAGUUACAGUGAAGAAGUGCGGCAAUUCACAGUCGAAAGCAAUGGCGGCUUGUCUGCAACUCAACGCCAAGUCUUUCAGACCCUAUUUCCGACUCAACUCUGUGUCUGUUUCCAAACAGUCCCCCAAACCCGGUCGGAUCAGGUGCGCAACCACCACACCCUCCAAACGCUACACCAUCACUCUGCUUCCCGGCGAUGGCAUCGGCCCGGAGGUCAUCUCCGUCGCCACCAACGUCCUCAAGCUCGCCGGCUCUCUCGAAGGAAUUGAAUUUAAGUUCCAAGAGAUGCCUGUGGGUGGAGCUGCCUUGGAUUUGACUGGAGUUCCACUACCAGAGGAGACCCUUUCAGCCGCAAAGCAAUCCGAUGCGGUCUUGCUCGGAGCAAUUGGAGGGUAUAAAUGGGAUAAAAAUGAAAAACACUUGAAGCCAGAGACUGGGUUGCUUCAGCUUAGGGCUGGCCUUAAGGUGUUUGCGAAUUUGAGGCCUGCAACUGUUUUACCUCAGUUAGUGGAUGCUUCAACUUUGAAGAAAGAGGUUGCUGAAGGUGUUGAUCUAAUGGUUGUAAGAGAGCUUACUGGAGGUAUUUAUUUCGGAAAGCCCAGGGGUUUCAGCAAGAAUGAAAAUGGUGAGGAAAUUGGCUUCAAUACGGAGGUGUAUGCCGCGUAUGAGAUUGAUCGCAUUGCUCGUGUUGCAUUUGAGACUGCUCGGAAGCGGCGUGGAAAACUUUGCUCUGUCGACAAAGCAAAUGUGUUGGAGGCAUCAAUCCUUUGGAGGAAUAGAGUUACAGCAAUAGCCUCAGAAUACCCUGAUGUUGAACUCUCACACAUGUAUGUUGACAAUGCCGCUAUGCAGCUUGUUCGGAAUCCAAAACAGUUUGAUACAAUUGUGACAAACAAUAUAUUUGGAGAUAUUUUGUCCGAUGAGGCUUCAAUGAUUACUGGAAGUAUUGGGAUGCUUCCAUCUGCUAGUCUUGGUGAAUCGGGACCUGGACUCUUCGAACCAAUACAUGGUUCUGCUCCUGAUAUUGCUGGACAGGAUAAGGCCAACCCAUUAGCAACAGUGCUCAGUGCUGCCAUGCUUUUGAAGUAUGGUCUAGGGGAAGAAGAUGCUGCCAAGAGAAUUGAGGCUGCAGUCCUUGAUACUUUGAGUAGGGGGUAUCGAACGGUGGACAUACACUCAGAUGGAAAUAAGUUGGUAGGAUGCAAGGAAAUGGGUGAAGAGGUACUGAAGUCAGUAGAUUCCCAAGUUCCUGCUCCAGUUUGAAUUGAAACCAACAAAGGGCUCAUUGUGCAUCGAUAUCGACUACUGUUUAGGUAUUCCAAGAGUCUCCUCAAUAAGGGAGUUGAAAGAUUCCUUUUAUUUCUCAUCCAGUUUUGUGAGUCUUCGGUGACAAUAUGGUUGUUUCUAGUGUUGAGAGUAGUUUGAAUUGUUGUUGUAUGUCAGUGAUCAUUUUCGAGACCUUGGUCAGAAGAGACCUGCAGAUUAUAUAAUCACCAUUUUAUGCAA